Molecule: messenger RNA, 2539 nt
Organism: Tachysurus fulvidraco (yellow catfish)
Lineage: Eukaryota; Metazoa; Chordata; Actinopteri; Siluriformes; Bagridae
Exons: 14
Coding region: 16-1911 (631 amino acids)
Source: RefSeq, a predicted model, not a curated record
AAAUAAUUGGAUAAAAUGGGACAAGAAGAAUCCAAACCUCCACCUCCACAACCUGAAUUCGAUCAACCAUGGAGGGAAAUGCCUUGGGGAGAAAAGGACAAAAUUGAACAGAAAAUGAGGACAUUCAAGCUCAAUGGAACAAGUGCUCAGUUCGUCAGGAUUCUGGUUGUUGGUGAAGUCGGAGCAGGAAAGUCCAGUUUUAUAAACUCAGUCAAUAAUGCUUUCCAAGGACGAAUCACCUCUGGGGCUCUUGUUGACAGUACAGGAGAUACCAGUUUCACAAAGAAGUACAAAACUCAUUAUAUUAAAGCAGAGGAUGGCUCCAAUUUGCCUUUUGUCUUUAAUGAUAUCAUGGGACUUGAGGACAAAUUAUCUGGUGCAAAUGCAGACGACAUCAUCAGAGCCAUAUACGGGUUACUUGAGGAAGGACACAAUUUUGAUGCAGAUGUGGUGGCCAUUAAAUACAGAAGCAACCCAAGUGUCGAGCAUCAAACCACAUGCCUGGUCAACGUUGUUGCUGCAGACAAAAUAUCAAUGAUGAAUGAUGGGGUCGUUGAUAAGCUGAAAAAAAUCCGUCAGGCUGCUACCAAACGGGAUAUACCUCAAGUAACCAUCAUCACAAGACCAGAUUCAGCAUGUCCACUGGUUCAACAGGACUUAAGGAAGAUCUACACCAGCAGGAAGAUCAAGGAGAAGAUGGAAGUGUGUAGUUAUACACUGGGGAUUCCUAUGCAUCACAUUUUCCCUGUGAAGAACUACCAUCAGGAGAUAGACACAAAUGAUGACAUGGAUCUUCUGAUUCUCAAGGCACUUGAUCAGAUUGUGCACAUCGCUGCUGACUGGUUGAACGAAAAGUCACGUAAAUCUGGUGAAGAAACUAAGAUUGAUCAUGAAAUGGGAGGAUCUAGGUCUAAGUCCAAACCUGAUGAAACCUCCAUCAACCCUAUUUCUACACCACCUCCACCACCAGAAUUUGAUAAGCCAUGGAGGACAAUGCUUUGGGGGGAUAAACACGCUUUAGAAGAGAAAAUGAGGAACUUUAAGCUCGACAGUACUGAUGUUAAGUUUGUCAGGAUUCUGAUCGUUGGUGAAGUCGGAGCAGGAAAGUCCAGCUUUAUAAAUUCAGUCAAUAAUGUUUUCCAAAAGCGAAUCACCUCUGGGGCACUUGCUGGAACAUGUGGAACCAGUUUCACAAAAAAAUAUCAAACCCAUUAUAUCAAAGGGAAGGGUAGCUCCCAUUUGCCUUUUGUCUUCAAUGAUAUCAUGGGACUUGAACGUGAAGGUACCGCAGGCAUACAUGUAGAUGACAUUAUCUCAGCCAUAAAGGGGCUAAUUGAGGAAGGAUACAAAUUUAAUCCUCUUCAUCCUGCAUCUGAGAAAGACUCCAAAAACAAUCCCAAGGUUUCUGAUCAAACCUUCUGCCUGGUCAACGUUCUAGAUGCAAACAAAGUGUCAUUCGCGAACCAAGAGCUAAUUGAUAAGAUUAUACAGAUUCGUAAGGCGGCUUCAGAGUUAGAUUUGCCUCAAGUCAUCGUCAUGACAAAAGUUGAUGAAAUUUGCCCACUGGUUCAAAAGGACAUAAGAAAGGUCUACACCAGCAAGAAGAUUAAAGAAAAGAUACAGGGGUGCAGUAAUGUACUGGGGAUUCCAAUGAAUCACAUCUUCCCUGUGAAGAAUUACCAUGAGGAGAUUGACACAGUUGAUGACAUGGAUGUUCUGAUCCUCAAGGCACUUGAUCAGAUUGUGAAUCUUGCCAAUGAUCUGCUGGUUCAGAUGGACAUCCACAGCCGAGCAGAAGGGCCGAGCGAUGUCCACAGCCGAGCUGAAGGUCCGAUUGAUGUCCAAAGCCAAGCAGAAGGGCCGAGGGACAUCCACAGCCGAGCAGAAGGGCCGAGCGACGUCCACAGCUGAGCUGAAGGGCCGUGCAUAACCCCCGGAAGCACCGCAGCCGGACCCACGUCUUGAUGACCAGAGUAGGAAGAAGGGUGGGAGGGUGGGAAAGAUCCUCCACCACGGGCCUGCAACUAAAAGUCCUGGCCAAAAGUCCGGGCUGAGUUCUUACACACCCGCCAUGUCAUUUUUAAUUAUUCAACCCACGGCUUAACAACAGCAUCUGUGGAUAUAACCACAGGUGUCCCAGGUGAAUCGAGCAUUGUGAACAAAAUAUUAGAGCUUCUAACAAUUAUUUUGGUAAAAGACUCAACCAUCAAAUGUUUAUUGUUAUUUAAUAUUAUAAUAUAUUGAAUCCUGUAAUGAACUGUGUGGCACAGAGUCAGACACAUGAGCAGUAGAAUCCAUGUGCGGAUGUUUUAAUAAAAUACGGCAGAUCCAAGGCAGACAAGUCCAAAUAGGCAAACAGAGACAGAACAAGAAGAAGAAACAGGCUGCACAAUCCAAUAAUCCAAAGAGAAAGUCAGCAUAGGGAUCAAUACCACAAACACAAUCAAAACUCAUAACAAUCAAGGAAGAAACAGGUAGGUACACGGAAAACAGGCAAGAAUGAUGAUCACAAAUAAACUUGAAGUCGCAGUAAAACUGA